CUUCCUACUACCACACUCUUCUUAGUCAAUAUAUCUUCAACAGUAUUCUUCAAAAGAAGAAUCGCUCUGUUGGAAAGUGUUCCAGGUGUUUAGGCUAAACCAUGUGGAUUGUGUGAAUCUGAUCAAUUCUUCUUCUUCCCCAGACUGGACUGGAAUGAUUGAUUGUCACCACGAGAUUCAAAUAAGAUACUGUGGCCUACUGGCAGAACAAGAUUGUUGUCGAAUCAAGGAGGAUUUCUUUCUAGGCACACUAUCAUGUCUACAGACUCUCCCAGCUCCACAUUUACACCCAGUGCCAACAGGUUCCUGACAACGACACCAGCCCCUCAGACCUCCUCCCUACGCCCCUCUGAGCCUCCAGGGUUCUCCUUCCAGCAGAUGGCGCACUCACAGUGUGAGGAGAGCAGUUCUGUGUCAUUUACCACUGCCCAGCGCGAGAGAGAGAGUGCCACCUACAGACAGAGAAAUGCCGCUGCAGAGAGCUGCAGGAGGCACAGCGUUGAUGGAGCCAUGGUGGGACAGAGUCAAAGGUCAAACUUAGUGUCAGGAUCGGCUGACCGCUUCCACCCCUACCGACAUCAGUUCAGCGAUGAUGGGGUUGGCACCGGUUGCCUGGCCCCUGGUGCCCCUGGGUCUCGUACCUUCGUCUGUCUCAGAGAGGUAGAGGCUCCAGAUAGCUUCGUUGCCACACGCACAUCUACCAGUGAGGAACAGACAUCCUGGGAUCCAUACAACGGGAGUUUCCAGGCUUCCAGACUGAUGCAGGGCUCCCAGUGCUCUUACACAGAACCACCGGAUGCACCCGAAGAACCUUCCUGCUUCCUGUCCCAAGGCCACGCCUCCUACAGCCCCCUAGCCCCGCUUCCGCAGUUCUCACCAGGUGUGUAUUCUACCAGUGGACAAUCCAAAAGUUCUCAGUAUUCUCUCCAGUGCCUCUCCACUCCAACCCAUCAGGACAGUAGCAUGCAGUCCCUCUUCCCCAAGCCCAUCUACUCAUACAGCAUCCUGAUCUUCAUGGCUCUGAGGAACAGUAAGACAGGGAGUCUCCCGGUUAGUGAGAUCUACAGGUUCAUGACUGAACACUUCCCCUACUUCAAGACAGCUCCAGAUGGAUGGAAGAACUCGGUCCGCCACAACCUGUCUCUGAAUAAGUGCUUUGAGAAGGUGGAGAAUAAGAUUGGCAACUCUUCCCGUAAGGGCUGCCUGUGGGCCCUCAACCCAGCCAAGAUAGAGAAGAUGCAGGAAGAGCUACACAAGUGGCGCCGUAAAGACCCCCUCACUGUCCGCAAGAGCAUGGCCAGACCAGAGGACCUGGAUCGCCUGUUGGGGGAAAGACCAGAGAAGCUGAAAUCUUUACCUUCUUACCACAACCAAAUCCCUACCCCUUCCUCCUUCACAUCCCAUCCUCCAGAGCCCUGUCACCCUCUUCGACUUCCCCUCUACCCCCACGUCCCCCCUCCCUCCCUGACAGUCCAACAGCACCCCACAUUCACCUGCCCUCCACCCCCCUUCUCCUUCUACUCCCCCUGCAGACAGCAGCCUCCAUCGGGAAUCCCCCCCAAUGUGGGUACCCUGGGUUCCCCUCUGGGCGGGGCAGACACCCCCCACUGUUACUUGUGGGACGAGCUGAGAGAGGACAGCCUGGCUCCUGAUUCGCUGGUGGUAAUCAGCCCCUCCCUGUCCCCAUCCUCUUCCCAGCCAACACACCUCCUCCUGGGGUCCAGUCUGAGGAGCACCGGUCCUGUCAACCAGACAUCAGAGUGGAUCUCCGACGGGCUGGGGAAGGAAGAUGAGGAGGAGAUGGGAGGAGGAUGUGGAGGUCCAUCAGACCUACAUAUUAAUGGACAGUACCACACAGCCUACCCAGGUGUGGAGAGCUUGGCUGGUUACCUCACUUCUAUGGGGAACACCCCCAUACCUUUGCUUUGAAGCCCAGGAAUAGGGCUCCCUUCGUGGAAUAGCUCACAAAGACCUCCCCCCUGGACCUCUAGAACAACUCAAGACUGUGGUUGUGAAGGUCAAGACUUAUCACAAAGGGCUCAGUUUGAAAGUGAAUGUAGCAAUGAUCACAAUCAAAUGUCAUAUUUUGCUCUGCUUUGAACAUGCAGAGCACGUUGACUCAAUUUGUCGACAAUGAGUCUGAAGAGAAUGGGGGAGUCUGAGUUCAGAUUUGAUCAUAACCGCGUAAAAAAUAUGUUGUUAUUCAUAACAAUGACUUUGGCUGGGUCAAAGUCAAGACUUGACAUUCAUGAGAAUGAAUGUAUCCAAAAGCUCAUGACACACCUGACUGUUCAGUGAUUAAGAGUAGAGUGCAGUAUGACCUAACUCCACACAAGAUGGCAGCAAAGAGCUGUAGAGCUGUAGUUACUGGGAACUUUAAAGUUGUAGACAGAAAUACAGCACUAAUCACAUUUUUUCCGUAUUCUACACUACAGAGAAUCAUAUAUGUUCUACACAAAACAUUUCUAUGUUGAACAUUCUGUGAAGUCGCAUUCUCCUGAAUAAGCCCCCUGGUGUGAUAUGUUCCCACUAUUGCAAUUAGCCUUUUAUACAGCUUAUGGUGACAAGAGAUGAUUCAAGCCAGUUGUUUUUUAGCUCAAAGCUAAUGAAUACAAUUACAAAAUGUGUCUUAGCAUAAUUUCUUAUACGAAACAGGGAACAUACUCACUGUUUACUCAAUUCAUUUUGCUUUAUAGAAAUAGUUUUCAAAGCUUUAUAGCUAAAUUACCAUUGAGGAUGGAAGUCAAUAUCAAGGCAGAGCCAGACGACUGUUCUCAGGCUUUCAUCUGGUUCCUGCAGGCACUAUCUCAUAAUAAAAAUAAAAUCACCUUACCAGACACAWUUUUUGAGAGUGUAUUUUAGUCAAGGCAUGUGUGAAAAGCCCCUUUUUCUUGUAUGACUUAACUGAGUAUAUAGUAAACUGUUUUUGAUUUAUAGCGCUUGAAUUCAUUCAUGAAUUUAUAUUCUAGUCUAGACAAUUGUUCUGUGUCUAUCUAUGCAAUUCCCUUCUUCUAAUUUCUGUCACAGAUCUAUCCAGUCAUUGUAAAACAACAUUUGUUAUACAGUGCAUUCGGAAAGUAUUCAGACCCCUUGACGUUU
Salvelinus sp. IW2-2015 is the source of this 3099-nucleotide messenger RNA. Its product is annotated as forkhead box protein N1. Gene Ontology annotation, molecular function: transcription cis-regulatory region binding; DNA-binding transcription factor activity, RNA polymerase II-specific. Gene Ontology annotation, biological process: regulation of transcription by RNA polymerase II. The record is from RefSeq and is a predicted model, not a curated record. Lineage: Eukaryota; Metazoa; Chordata; Actinopteri; Salmoniformes; Salmonidae.